UUCAAAAUGGCUACCCUUACGUACAUAUUUACAUAAAUAUAUAAGUGGUGCAUAUUCAUUUUUUGUUAGUACGCGUUACUAGCGACUGAAGAAUAUGUGAGAUCUUAAUAAUAAUAAGUAUCGACGUAUAUUAGUGUUUAUAAAUUAAACAUUUAUAUCGAAGAUGGUGCGCAAGUGAAUAUUAUAAUUACGUUUGUUCUUUUCAAAUUGUUUAUUUUAUUGGUAUUACAGAAUUUCAUAUAGCGUUACUUUACAUACCGACGUUGGAGAUAUAAAGAUAGAAUUAUUUUGUGAAUUGUGUCCAAAAACCUGUGAGGUUUCAUCGUGCAAACCGGGGAUCCAACACAAACUGGCAAGGGUGGAACGUCAAUUUGGAACCGUAAAUUCGAAGAUGAAUUUAAAGAAGAAUUGAAACAUAAUACGAGAGGUCUUGUGUCUAUGGCCAAUAAUGGUCCAAACACUAAUGGAAGUCAAUUUUUUAUAACUUAUGGUCCUCAACCGCAUCUUGAUUUGAAAUAUACCUUAUUCGGAAGGGUAAUAGAUGGUCUAGACACUCUGGAACAACUGGAAAAGCUUCCUGUGAGCCCAAAAAAUUAUAAGCCGCUUACAGAAACACGAAUAAACAAUAGUAUAAUUGAAAUGUUUUGCGAUACGCAAGCAGACACAUGUACUCCAGUAGCAGCCAUCGAAUGCAAAAUAGAUGAAAGGCUGCGUAGUAAAGAAGAAGUUAAUAAGCAAUCAAUGACUGGGCUUACUCAUGAAUGUGGAGUUUUUGGAUGCAUCGCAGCGGGUGACUGGCCAUCUCAAAUCGAUGUGGCUCAAGUAAUUUGCUUAGGUUUAGUGGCAUUACAACACAGAGGUCAAGAAAGUGCAGGCAUUGUUACGAGUGAAGGUGUUUGUUCAAAAUCUUUUCAUGUCCACAAGGGUAUGGGAAUGAUUAAUAAUAUUUUUAACGAUGAAAAUAUGAAGAAAUUGAGUGGAAAUCUUGGAAUUGGCCAUACUAGAUAUAGUACAAGUGCAGCAAGCGAGGAAGUUAAUUGUCAACCAUUUGUAGUUCAUACUGCACAUGGAGCAUUAGCAGUUGCUCACAAUGGAGAACUAGUAAAUACAGAAUCAUUAAGGAAAAUGGUGUUAGGACGCGGUGUUGGAUUGUCAACUCAUUCAGAUUCUGAAUUAAUAACGCAAGCCCUUUGCUUGAAUCCUCCAGAAGGUGAAGUCAAUGGACCAGAUUGGCCAGCUCGUAUAAAGCAUCUUAUGCAAUUAGCACCAUUAUCAUAUUCGUUAGUAAUUAUGCAAAGAGAUACGAUAUAUGGCGUGCGAGAUCCUUACGGAAAUCGUCCAUUAUGUCUUGGAAAAAUCGUACCAAUUGGUAACUUAGCAGGAAGUGAAUCAGAUGAUGACGAUGAACCUGAAGGUUGGGUGAUUUCGUCCGAAUCGUGUGGAUUUUUAAGUAUCGGGGCACGAUACGUACGCGAAGUAUUUCCUGGAGAAAUUGUAGAAUUGACACGCGAGGGUAUUAAAACUAUAGAUAUUGUUGAGAGACCAGAUAAAAAGCCUCAGGCGUUUUGUAUCUUCGAAUAUGUUUAUUUUGCACGCAGUGAUAGCAUUUUUGAAGGACAAAUGGUAUAUUCUGUCCGUAUGCAAUGUGGCCGAGAACUUGCUUUGGAAUCGCCGGUAGAAGCAGAUAUAGUUAGUUCAGUACCUGAAUCUGGAACUGCAGCAGCGCAUGGUUAUGCCAGACAGUCCCAAAUACCUUUUGCGGAAGUAUUAUGUAAAAACAGAUACGUUGGUAGAACAUUUAUCCAACCUAGUACGCGACUCAGGCAACUUGGUGUAGCAAAAAAGUUUGGAGCUUUAUCGGAAAAUGUAAAAGGGAAAAAACUUAUUCUGAUAGACGAUUCAAUUGUCAGAGGAAAUACCAUUGGACCUAUUAUUAAAUUACUUCGUGAUGCAGGCGCAAAGGAAGUUCACAUUAGAAUAGCUUCACCUCCGUUAAAAUAUCCUUGUUAUAUGGGUAUUAAUAUACCAACAAGAGAAGAAUUAAUUGCUAAUAAAUUGGAUAACGUGAAACUAGCAAAACAUGUCGGAGCUGAUAGUUUAACGUACCUUUCUGUAGACGGUCUUGUGAAGGCUGUAAGAUUUGGUAUGGAUAACCGUGAAAGUAAUUAUAUUGGACAUUGUACCGCUUGCUUGACCGGAGAUUAUCCAGAUGAACUUCCUGGUGAUUUGGAUUGGUGAACGUAAUAAGCAAUUUUAAACACAACAAAUAAAAUGCGUAUAUCGACGUUUCUAAGCUCGCAUCAAAAUUCCUAAAUAAAAUCUGCUUUGGUGCAAUUUAA
Messenger RNA from Megachile rotundata (alfalfa leafcutting bee), 2339 nucleotides. Its product is annotated as amidophosphoribosyltransferase. Gene Ontology annotation, molecular function: amidophosphoribosyltransferase activity. The record is from RefSeq and is a predicted model, not a curated record. Gene Ontology annotation, biological process: purine nucleobase biosynthetic process. Lineage: Eukaryota; Metazoa; Arthropoda; Insecta; Hymenoptera; Megachilidae.